This is a messenger RNA of Ictalurus furcatus (blue catfish), 2422 nucleotides long. RefSeq names its product splA/ryanodine receptor domain and SOCS box containing 4a (gene spsb4a). Bases 461 to 1294 code for a protein of 277 amino acids. The transcript has 3 exons. Gene Ontology annotation, molecular function: protein binding. The record is from RefSeq and is a predicted model, not a curated record. Gene Ontology annotation, biological process: proteasome-mediated ubiquitin-dependent protein catabolic process. Gene Ontology annotation, cellular component: SCF ubiquitin ligase complex. Lineage: Eukaryota; Metazoa; Chordata; Actinopteri; Siluriformes; Ictaluridae.
UCCUCCCCUCUCUCUGUUCCCCAUCCUCUUUCCCUUCAUCCGUGGGCUGACCGAACAAAACGAGUUGGACUUUCCAAGCUUGAACGGGACAGAUUAGCCCCAAGGAAGGGGGUUGCAGAAGAACAGAAGGGGGGGAGACAUCUCAGGGGAGAAGCUUCUUUUCUCUUGCCUCAGCAGGACAGAGAGAAAGAAAGACAAGUAAGGGAGAGGCAGUGUGCUCUUUUCAAUGCAGAGGAGCCUUUUUUCUUUGCUUGGGUUUCCUUUUAUUCGCCCUGCUUUGUUUCUCCGUUCCCUGUUGUCCCGAGUGUGGGGAAAAACUGAACUCGUGAGGACAGGAGUUCCACAACAGGCUUGUGUGAAGCUAGCAUUUGCUGGCCAGAUUCAGUGGACACCAGCCUGACACCCCACGCUUUGAUGAGGUAACAGUCAACCAAUUUGCCCACCAUCCCACUGAGGAACCAUGGGCCAGAAGAUUUCAGGAAGCAUCAAGUCAGUGGACGUGAGAGGCGAGCCCUCCUACCGCCCUUUACGGAGAGAACUCCGAGGUCCAGAUUUCUUCAAGCCAGCCAGACUCGAUCUGCUGCUGGAUAUGCCAUCAGUGUCUGCUGAGCAUCAGCUACAACAUGCUUGGAACCCAGACGACCGCUCUCUCAAUAUCUUCAUCAAGGAAGAUGACAAGCUGACUUUCCACCGACACCCGGUGGCCCAGAGCACAGACUGCAUCCGAGGGCGAGUCGGCUAUACACGUGGCCUACAUGUUUGGCGCAUUCAUUGGCCCGCCAGGCAGCGGGGCACUCAUGCCGUAGUGGGUGUGGCCACAUCAGAGGCACCGCUCCAUUCUGUGGGAUACACCUCUCUGGUAGGUAGUGACAGUGAGUCCUGGGGCUGGGACCUGGGCCGCAACAAGCUCUACCACAACAACAAAAACCGACCAGCUUCAUCAGCACCCACCUACCCCAGCUUUCUUGAACCUGAGGAAGCCUUUGUGCUCCCUGACACCCUGGUGGUGGUGUUGGAUAUGGAUGAGGGGACACUUAGUUUCAUGGUGGAUGGACAGUACCUUGGAGUGGCCUUUAGAGGGCUCAAGGGAAAGAAGCUGUAUCCCAUCGUUAGUGCAGUAUGGGGACACUGUGAGAUCACCAUGCGCUACAUCAAUGGCUUGGAUCCUGAGCCCCUGCCUCUGAUGGACCUGUGUAGGAGAGCAGCGCGUCUAGCUCUGGGCCGUGACCGAUUGCAGCAGAUUGAGACUUUGCCUUUACCCCAGUCUCUAAAAAAUUACCUCCAAUACCAAUGAAGUGGACAGAUCCAUGCAACACACACAGGCUCACCAAGCGCAAGCCUCCAGAUGCAGCAACUCUAGCGCCAACAACAGGGCAAAUGUUUACACUACAAUCUGAGGCUACUACCAGAGAUGUUCUGUUCCUUCCUUCUCCUUCCAAUUUUUUUUUUUAUGUUUUAACUUUCUAUAUUUUGGAUGGUAUGUAGAGGUGGACUGUGAAGUUGGAGUGUAAGGAUGCCGCAGCGCCCUCCACAGUUAGUGUCUCCGUGAAUGUUAGGGCUUGGAAUAAAAAAAGGUUAAACGACUUUGGGAAUGCUCAUUCGAGGCUCAUAUCGAGGCUUAAACAUUCCAGGAGGAAACCAAGCACCUUAGAGGACAGACUCUGGAGCUGGAGCUGAAGCGGUAUCCAGUUUCAAGCAGGUCUUACCCGUGCACAGUGGCGACCUCUCGCUACCUACAUUAAGACCUGAUUAAUGCGACAGUGCACUGAAAUAGCACAAACACUCCAAACAAACAUUUUCCCUCCCAAUCUAAUUUGAGUCACUUUUCUGUUUCUGAGUGUGUACCUUAAUUUUAAGGUGAGUGUGAUUUUUUCCCCCCCCAAAGUUGAUUUAUGACUAUUAUGAUACUGUUAUGAUCCUGUUACAAAUUUAGUGCUAUGUUUCAUUUUAUUUAUCUGGAUGUAAUUCCUUUUGAAUUGAAUAUGACACUGUGCAUACUAGCACAAGGACAUGAUAAAUCCAUCCCAAAUAGCUUUUUAUUUGAAACCAGGAUGCUGCUCCUUUUUUCUAUUAUUAUUAUUAUUAUUAUUAUUAUUAUUAUUAUUGAUGCUGGUUUGUCUGCGUGAUCAAACUGGAGAUCUGCAGUAAACAGUGGAAUGUAAGGACACUGCUAAACAUUAGUAUAUUUAAAAUGUGAAUAAAUACCAAGUGAAUGAGAACAGCGUUGCCAUUUUUAUUUUGGAAUUAUUGCUGUGAAUGUGUGUGUGGAGGAAAAAGGCAUUGCAUAAAUCUAUUUACAGCAAAACUACAUACUAUAAUUAGAGAUUUUGUCAUCUCACUUCAUAAGAAAAAAAAAGAUGUGGCCUCAGAAAUAAUAACACAAAUUUAAGAUGCUUAGCGUAGAUAUUAAUCUGUAAUGAAG